CCCGGUCGCCCGCAAAAGGACCCGGUCGCCGCAAAAGGCCCGGUCGUCUGCGAAGGACCCGGGCCACCUGCAAAAGCACCCGGCGGGCAUCCGCAAAGGAACCGGCGGUGGUGACCGUCCCGCAGGCCCCGGCGGGCCGCCGCAUCUGGUCAGGCUGGAGUCGGCGGCCCCGGCGGCCCCUUCCCCCCCCCCGGGGGAGAUGAAGAAGUUCUUCGACUGUCGGCGGGAGCAGGGGGGCUCCGGGUCCGGUGCCCAGCGGAGGAGGAGGAGGGGGAGGAGGAGGAGGACGGAGGGCGGCAGCGGCUUCGUCGACGGGUCUUCGCCGUCGGAAGGCAACCAGGUCACGGUGGACGAGGUCCUGGCCGAAGGCGGCUUCGCCAUCGUCUUCCUGGCGCGGACCGGCAACGGGGUGAAGUGUGCCCUGAAGCGGAUGUUCGUCAACAACGACCACGACCUCCAGGUGUGCAAGAGGGAGAUCCAGAUCAUGAGGGAUCUGUCGGGGCACAAGAACAUCGUCGGCUACAUCGACUCCAGCAUCAACAGCGUGAGCAGCGGCGACGUCUGGGAGGUCCUCAUCCUCAUGGACUUCUGCCGCGGAGGCCAAGUGGUGAAUCUGAUGAAUCAACACCUGCAGACGGGCUUCACGGAGGCGGAGGUCCUGCAGAUCUUCUGUGACACCUGUGAGGCCGUCGCCCGCCUCCAUCAGCGGAAGGUUCCCAUCAUCCACCGCGACCUGAAGGUGGAGAACAUUCUGCUGCACGAUCGGGGCCACUACGUCCUGUGCGACUUUGGCAGCGCCACCAACAAGUUCCAGAACCCCCAGGCCGAAGGCGUGAGCGCCGUGGAGGACGAGAUCAAGAAGUACACCACGCUUUCCUACCGAGCGCCCGAAAUGAUCAACCUCUACAGCGGCAAAGCCAUCACUACCAAGGCGGACAUUUGGGCCAUGGGCUGCUUGUUGUAUAAAUUAUGCUACUUCACCCUCCCCUUCGGAGAGAGCCAGGUGGCGAUCUGCGACGGGAACUUCACCAUUCCCGAUAAUUCUCGGUAUUCCCAGGACAUGCACUGCCUCAUAAGGUACAUGCUGGAGCCCGAUCCCGACAAGAGGCCGGAUAUUUAUCAGGUGUCCUACUUUUCCUUUAAGCUGGUCCGGAGAGAGUGCCCGGUUCCGAACGUCCAGAACUCUCCCCUGCCCGCGAAGCUUCCCGAGCCCGUGAAGGCCAGCGAGGCGGCUGCUAAAAAGACCCAGCCCAAGGCCAGACUCACGGACCCGAUCCCCACGACGGAGACGUCGAUCGCCCCCCGCCAGAGACCCAAGGCGGGCCAGACGCAGCCCAGCGCGGGCAUCCUCCCCAUCCAGCCGGCCCUCACGCCGCGCAAGAGGCCGGUGGUCCAGCCCGCCGCUCCGUCCGCAGGCCCCUCGGCCCUGGCGAUGGGUCAGCCCGGACUCACGGCCGGCGGUCAGCCCCAGGCGCCGCCCAAGCAGCCUCCGCCGCCCGCCGCCUCCCACCCGCCGCCCGCCGCCCAGCCCCCGGCCCAGAGCACGCCCCAGCGCCAGCCGCAACUCUUCCUGAAGCCGCAGCCGCAGCAGCAGCCGCAGCCUCAGCUGGGCCAGCAGUUCCAGGCCCUGCAGCCUACGGCGGCGGCCUUCCCCGGGGCGUCUCAGGGCCCCACGCCGUCGCCGAUGCCCAACUUCUACCCGCCGCCGCCGGGCCCCCACCCCGGCCUGCGGCAGAAGCCCGCCGGCCCCCCGAAACAGCAGCCCCAGCCCCAGCCGGCCGCCCCCCAGGAACCGACGAAACAGGUUCCCCCCCGCCAGCAGCAGCAGCAGCAGCCGCAGCCCCCGCCGCCUCAGCCGCAGCCGGCCCGGGCCUCGGCCUCCCCGCCUCCCGGCCUCCAGGGCCAGAAGCUGGGCUCCCUGACGCCGCCGUCCUCCCCGAAGGCCCAGCGGGCCGGCCACCGCCGCAUCCUCAGCGACGUGACCCACAGCGCCGUCUUCGGGGUCCCCGCCAGCAAGUCCACCCAGCUGCUGCAGGCCGCCGCCGCCGAGGCCGGCCUCAACAAGUCCAAGUCUGCGACCACCACUCCUUCGGGCUCGCCGCGGACCUCCCAGCAGAACGUCUAUAACCCUCCCGACGUCUCCACCUGGAACCCCUUCGACGACGACAAUUUCUCCAAACUCACCGCCGAGGAACUUCUGAACAAGGACUUUGCCAAGCUGACCGACGGCAGACCCCCCGAGAAGCCGGCCGGCCCCAGCGAGACGCCCUGCGCCGGCCCCCCGCCGCCUCCGCCCACCCCUCAGCCCGACGCCUUCCGGCCCGCCGCCUUUCCCGCCGGGACCGCGGAAAAGACGAAAGAAGCGGUGGGCGUGGACGCCGGCCCCCCGCUCCUGAACGUGUCGCCGGCUCCUUUCGUUGCCGCCCCCCCGUCCGACGCUCCAGAAAAACUGAUUGAGUGUCUCAAAUCUCCCGAGACUUCGCUUCUGCUUCCCGAACUCUUGCCUCUGACGGAUCCCUUCGGUAGCGCCUCGGACGCUGCGAAUGGCAAAGCGGAGGUGGUCGUGGAGAGCCUCAUCCCGGGCCUGGAGCCCCCGAUGCCUCAGCGCCUCUUGUCUCAGACGGACUCCGUCACGUCAAACCGAACAGACUCUCUGAAGGGCGAAGACUCUCUGCUCGACUGCUCCCUGCCCUCCGACCCCGCCGCCGACCUCCUGGAAGAGUUCACUCCCAUGCCCGUCUCCGCCUCGGCUCACAAAGCCUCAGAAGAUAGUAAUCUGAUAGCAGGCUUUGACACCCCCGAGGACUCUGAGAAGUUGGCAGAAGAUGAAUUUGAUCCAAUCCCCGUAUUGAUAUCCAAAAACUCCCAAGGUCUCCAGAGAGCGCCCGUCGUCGUCCGAGGAGCCGGCGGGCGUGAGGGCGGCGGGCCCCCAGCCGCUCUGGGACCCCCGGGCGGCCCCGGGCCGACGCACCACCUCGAGGCGGACUUCCUGGCCCGCGGGGGCCCUUCCGGUCACAGCUCGUUCCACAGCAGCGAGGAAGAAGGGCCCGACCCCGAGGGAGACGUGUUGGACUCCAGCGGGUCCCGCCCUUUGCUCAUGGACUCGGAAGAGGAGGAGGAAGACGAGACGCCGCCGACGGCCCGGGGGUCGUCCCCCGCGACCGCCGCCGCCCCCCGGGAAGGCUCCCCCGGGGCGGAGGGGGGCGGCCCCGGCGGGCCGGACGUCUUCGCCACGGCGCCUUUCCGGUGGUCCGGGGCGGCGGGCCGCGACGACGACGACGAGGGAGACGUGUUCAGCCGAGCCCCGUUCUUGGGCCGGGGCGGGCGGGCCCGGGAGGCGGACGUGUUCCUCGGGGCCCCGUUCGCCAAGAGGGAGGGCCCGGAGGAGCCCCCCGCCCGGACGGCCGGACCCCCUUCCCGAUCCGGCCCGGCCGCCGCCACCGGCCCGGAUCCCGGGGGGCCCGCGGCCGCCGCCAAGGCCUUCCGCCCGCAGGCCCUGGCCAAGUAUUCCCGGCACUACGGCCCCGAGGGCCCGGCCGCCUGCAGAGUCGGGCCGGCCGGAGCCGGAGCCGGGCCGGUCCGCUCCCUCCCCCGCCGGACUACAGAGCCGGCCCCCGCCGACCCCUUCGCCUCCGCCCCUUUCCCGUCCAGAUCGGGCAGGCACAAGCCGUAA
Molecule: messenger RNA, 3673 nt
Organism: Ornithorhynchus anatinus (platypus)
Lineage: Eukaryota; Metazoa; Chordata; Mammalia; Monotremata; Ornithorhynchidae
Gene: AAK1
Product: AP2 associated kinase 1
Exons: 22
Coding region: 200-3673 (1157 amino acids)
Biological process (GO): protein phosphorylation
Molecular function (GO): protein kinase activity; ATP binding
Source: RefSeq, a predicted model, not a curated record